ACUCUAGACAAAAUUCCCUAACGAUUUAGUAAAGGGCGACAACUGCUGAUCACGUCACUUCACGCACUUUACUCACGUCACUUGCAUUUCGUAGGAUCACGUAGGACAACGUAGGAAUUUACAGAUAUAAAGAAUUGACAUAACCUAAUCUGUCAAAAAAAUCGUUUCCUGAAUCAACAUUAAUAAUAAGUAAAAAUAGAGAAUUGUGAAGAACCCUGAUUUUAACUACGCAACAAGUGCUCUCCAAGUAUUGUAAUCGUUUCCUUUGAGAUCAAAAUAUUAUUAUCGAACACUCGAAACAACGAUUGAAAAUAAAACAACAAUUCGCUGGAUUCACAUUGAGUUGCAAUUCAAUUUGCUUGUAUAGUACAACUUUUGACCAUGGCAUCUGAGGACGUAAGUUCUCAUACAAUACUAGCUUCUUCGGAAGAGAAUGGGCAACCUGUUUCCAGUACCUUGCAACAGGAAAGUAAUGUUAAAGAUCCGAAUGCAACUAAGCCGCAAAAUCAAGGUAAACCAAAUAAUCUCCAAAGAAUACAGCAACGCAAGCAGCAAAUGUACAAUUGGCCACAAGUCAAGAAAUUAUUGAAACUUGCAAGCUACAGCGCUUGCCAAAUGGAAGAAUGUGAAUGUAACUGCUGGAAAAGUGUACAGCCAAUCAUAAAAUCACCAAAGGCCGAUACUCAGCAGCCUGUAAUAAACUUUUACGAUCCAUGCAAAAUAUGUACUCAUUCUUUAAAAAAUCACAUCACGCAUCUACCGAUUAAUUCUGAUGAAGAAAUUAAUAGAUUAUUAGGAAUGGCCAUUGAUGCGGACAAUAUUUUUAUGUGUAUACACAGAGAGGAGGAUCCUGAUACUAAAAAAGUAUAUUUCUAUUUAUAUAGACUGUUGAGAAAAUGUAUUUUGUCUAUGGUAAAACCGACUGUACAAGGCCCAUUGGGACAACCACCGUUCGAAAGACCUAGCAUAGCGAAAGCAGUGAUGAAUUUUGUUUUAUAUAAAUACAGUCAUUUGCCGCCGAGAGAGUGGCACGUUAUGUGCGAUAUGGCCAAGAUGUUUCUGCACUGCCUGAAUUAUUGGAACUUUGAUGCACCCAGUGUUAGACGAACGACGAUUAGUGCGGAUGAAGCUCCCGCUUAUAAAAUUAAUUAUACUCGUUGGCUUGUCUUCUGCCAUGUGCCUGCAUUUUGCGAUUCCUUACCGCAUCAUGAUACUCCUUUAGUCUUUGGAAGAACCCUGUUACAAGCUGUGUUCAGACCGGUUUCUAGGCAAUUAAUGGACAAGUGUCACAGUGAGAGAGAUAAAAUAACACCGGAGAAGAGAGUUUUAGUUUUAACACACUUUCCCAAGUUUCUUGAAUCAUUGGAAGCGGAGAUUUACUCUGAAAGUUCACCUAUUUGGGAUCCGGAUUUUAAACAGCCACCACCCUCUCAUAUGCAAGCUGCUUUGGAGUCAAAGGGGCAUCAAGCCAGAAAAACAGGAGAAUUCGAGAAAGUUACAAUUACUCCGAAUGAAAGAGAUAAUUUUACAACGAUAAAUAUCAGUCCUGGUAUAAAGAAAAUUCAAGAGAAACGUCCCAACUCUGAAGGGCGUCUUGACACGAAGAGGCGCAAAACUGAAGAGACAUUUGAGGAUUUGCCAAAUGAAACCAUCGCUGAAAUUGUUUUAUCUAUCAAUGAUACUAAUUACAAGUCCAGUUCUGAUGCGGUAUUUCCACCGAAUCUUCCACGAGAUGAAACCGCUAAAAUGGAGGAAAGUAAAAAGAUAAUAGAGUUUCACGUCGUGGGAAAUAGCCUUACACGACCUGUGUCUAAGCAAACUAUGCUUUGGCUGAUAGGAUUGCAAGAUGUAUUUAGCCAUCAAUUGCCUAGAACGCCCAAAGAAUACAUUACUCAGCUCGUUUUUGAUCCAAAACACAAAACGCUAGCCUUGAUAAAGGAUGGCCGACCAAUUGGUGGUAUCUGCUUCUGCAUGUUUCCGAGUCAAGGUUUCACCGAGAUAGUGUUUUGUGCCGUUACGAGUCACGAGCAAGUAAAAGGCUACGGAACGCACUUAAUGAACAUGUUGAAAGAUUAUCAUAUCAAAAACAACAUAUUGCAUUUUCUCACAUUUGCGGACGACUUUGCUAUUGGAUAUUUUAAGAAGCAGGGAUUUAGUAAAGAUAUAAAACUGCCGAAAUCGGUACACCAAGGAUACAUCAAGUAUUACGUGGGAGCGACAUUGAUGCAUUGUGAGCUGAAUCCGAAAAUUGUAUAUACCGAAUUUACGGCGGUCAUUAGAAAGCAGAAGGAAAUUGUUAAGAAGCUGAUUCACCAAAGACAACAGGAAAUACAGAAAGCGCAUCCAGGCUUAACUUGUUUCAAAGAAGGUGUACGUGGAAUACCCAUCGAAUCCAUUCCAGGCAUUCAUGAAACUGGAUGGAAGAGUUCCGCUCAAACGAGAACGAGAGGUGUGGCGAAAGGAACACAAGGUUCGGAACUGAUGGACACGAGCCUAGAUAUGUCAAACUCUUUGUACAAUACGUUGAAUAGUGUUCUGAACAGUGUGAAGAAACACAGCACAGCUGCGUGGCCUUUCUUGAAACCCGUAGACAAGAAUGAGGUUCCCGAUUACUACGAUCAUAUAAAAUAUCCUAUGGAUCUCAAGACCAUGCAGGAUCGUUUAAAUGCGGGGUACUACGUGACUAAGAGAUUAUUUAUGGCAGAUAUGUUGCGGAUCUUCACUAACUGUAGGUUGUACAAUAGUCCUGACACUGAAUAUUACCGAUGUGCCAAUACCUUGGAAAGAUAUUUUCAAACGCGUAUGAAAGAAGUCGGUCUCUGGGAUAAGUAGAAUUUUUAAGACUGUUAUGAUAAUGAUAAUGUUGGCAAUUAAUACUUUUUAAUUUAUUCUUAUUACAAAGUCUACUUGUUUUAAAAGGAAAGUCCAUAUCUCAAAAAUGUACUGCUUUUUGCGCAGUAUUUGUAUAAAAGUAAAAUGAAAUGGAUAUUUACUGGCAUAGAAGUGCAUGUCGGAAUAGAUGUAUCCUCACAGAGAUGCAAGUUCAGUCGAAAAAAAGAGAAGAAAGAAAUGUUUAUUCUUGUCUUGCUCAUUAAUUUGUGUAAAGACUUGUGUAAAGUUGAAUAAUUUAAACGUCAUGUGUGUGAUGCAAAAAGUUUCCCCCUCCCCUCCCUCCCUCCCAAGUCAUUAUUGUUUCUUUAACUAUUGUAUAAAGUUUGAUAAUAUUUAGUGUUGCAAUUGAUUUCUUCACUCGUUCCGACAUGCAUUUCUCUUUAAUCGGACGUGUAUAUGCAUAUGCAUGUGUGUGUAUAUAAAUGUAUAUAAUUGUAAAAGGAUAUUGCUUAUCUGAUUUUAAUCAUGUAUUUCAUAUAAUAUUGAUCGCGCAAGUACGAUUGUUUAUAUACGUGGCCUUUUUUAAAUUAUGUCGCACUAUAUAGCACUAUGCCAUUAAAAAUAUCAAGAAUGACUUGUGCAAAAACUUGAAACCGAAGUAGGUACUUAAUUUCACAGCCUAAUUAAUAUCAUUAUAUGAGCAGUUAAUUAAUGAGCGUAAUACGGCGAUUAUAAGGACGCUCUGGUAAGUGAUCAGUCUACGGAACAGUGACUCUCUGUAAUGCGCGUCGGUUUGUAAAAUAUCCUUAAAAGAAUAAAGCUUGUUACAUUUAUCCGCAAGUGAGAAAUACAAUAAUUGCAGCUCAGUUAUUUGUGUAACACGCUCAUAUAAAAAGUAGUACUCAAUCUUAAAUUAAUUGGUUUUAAGUUUUAAUAACUCAUGAUGAUACAUGAGAUGUACAGAAAUUGUGAAAUUUGAAGAGCCGACACAAUUACUCUAUUGCAUACUUUUAAUUAAAAAAUUUUUAAAUAUUC
This is a messenger RNA of Linepithema humile (Argentine ant), 3867 nucleotides long. It is a transcript of the gene KAT2A, whose product is annotated as histone acetyltransferase KAT2A-like. Gene Ontology annotation, molecular function: histone H3 acetyltransferase activity; protein binding. The record is from RefSeq and is a predicted model, not a curated record. Gene Ontology annotation, biological process: positive regulation of transcription by RNA polymerase II; chromatin remodeling. Gene Ontology annotation, cellular component: ATAC complex; nucleus. Lineage: Eukaryota; Metazoa; Arthropoda; Insecta; Hymenoptera; Formicidae.